Pseudomassariella vexata is the source of this 1535-nucleotide messenger RNA. RefSeq lists its product as uncharacterized. Lineage: Eukaryota; Fungi; Ascomycota; Sordariomycetes; Amphisphaeriales; Pseudomassariaceae. The record is from RefSeq and is a predicted model, not a curated record. The transcript is spliced from 5 exons. Bases 245 to 1420 code for a protein of 391 amino acids.
UUUCGGUCGAUCUUUUCAGUCGAUCAUUUCCGUAUUGCCCUUGUCAUUAUGCGGCACAGCAGCACAUGAGGGAACAGAUAUGAUAUGGAGUAACCUCCACUCAUAGACUACCAGAGACUACCCGCUCCCUCGAGUUGACUGAAUAUUCCGCUUCUUUCUCGAUAUACCCUUUCUUUCUGAGCUUCGCCAGAUUUUCGUGAAAGCUAGCCAGCCAGCGACACAAUUCGCGAUCGUGGCGGUAAUCAUGGCGAUAAUCAUGGGCAGAGAUCUCGACGACAGCGUCGUGAGUAGGGCCUCGCAGCUGUUUGCCGUCGAUCUUGCAUUCGUUAUUAUGGCCUUUCUAGCGGUCGUUAUGAGGUGUUAUGUGCGGAUUAUUAUGGUGAAGGGGUUUGGUUUGGACGAUUAUACUAUGGUGGCCGCUUUGAUGUCGUACAUCGUAUACUGCUCCUUCUCCAUCAACGGCACCUUCCACGGCACAGGUCGACAUGCCGAUUCCACGCCGAUCGAGGAAAGGAAUAUCGCCAUGUGGUCAUGGUGGUUCUGCUACCUCUUCUACUCCGUCACCAUGAUCAUCUCCAAGGUCUCCAUCGGCUACUUCCUGCUGCGAGUAACCGUCAAAAAAGCACACACCUGGAUCAUCUACGGAGCCGUCCUACUGAGCAUCUUCGCCGGCGUCAUCUUCUUCUUCGUCACGCUAUUUCAAUGCAACCCGAUAUCCUAUUUCUGGAAUCAGAAUCACCAGGAUGGCACGUGCAUUGACCCGAAUAUUAUUAUCGCCCUCGCCUUCAUCUACAGUAUCUUUAGCGUCAUAUGUGACUUCACGCUGGCCCUUUUGCCCGCAUUCCUCAUUGCCGGGCUCAAGAUGAAUAAAAGGACCAAGGUCCUCCUUAUUCCGCUCAUGGCCAUGGGGACCAUUGCGAGCGCGGGUGUCAUCGUCCGCAUGCCGUACCUCACGAAAAUCAAAGAUCCCGAUUUCUUGUGGUCAACAACCGAUGUCGCCAUCUGGUCCACCAUCGAACAAGGCUUGGCCAUCACCGCCGGCAGUCUUGCCACCCUGCGACCCCUUAUCCGCCUUGCCUACGCGAAACUCGGUUACAAGACGAGCCGGCCUUCGAAUUACGGGUUAGGUGGAACAGGAAAGCCCUUGGGCAGUGGGCAUAUAGGCAGCCGGGGCCCGCGAGAUAUGUACAGCCUGUCGAGCGUCCCCAAGGAAAGUGAGCAGGGGUGGAAUGAGCAGCAGCACACCGACGAUCCGCCCAUGGGUAUCAGGACUUUUAUCAGCACGGGCAAACAGAGCCCCAGUGGAAGGACAGACAGCGAGGAAGAAUUGAGGCCGACCGGUAAUUCCAAGGAAGAGAUCGACUUUAGGCGAGUCGUGGUGGCUAAGACCUUUUUGACAACUACCGAAGAAAUGAGGUAGUCAAGAACUUAAUCAAUCAACCUUCCAUGGGUUUCCAAGCAAGGGAGAUGUUCUGCGUUGGCAUAAAGUUUCAUUUCUGCUAAUGCUAAGUCGUGCUAUUUGCUCAAGAUAUGGU